AUGUUUCGCGCACAGAACAACCAGCUAGACAAUGCCGUGGCCAAAGCGACCGACGAAAACCUCACCACCGAACCAUGGGGCCUCAUCCUCGACGUCUGCGACCAAGUCUCCGCCUCCCCCUCGGGGCCCCAACAAGUCGUUGCCGCCCUGAUCAAACGCCUUGCCCACCGCAACGCCAACGUCCAACUCUACACCCUCGAGCUCGCCAACGCUCUCUCGCAGAACUGCGGCGCGGAGCUGCAUCGCGAGUUGGCGUCGAAAGCCUUCACGGAUGCGCUGUUGAGGUUGGCCGGGGACCGGAACACGCAUGCGCAGGUUAAACAGAAAGUGCUUGAGCGCAUGGGCGCGUGGACGGAGCAGUUCGGGAGAAAUCCAGAGCUGGGGAUUAUGGAGCAAGGGUACGGGAAGUUACGGCAGCAGCAGCCCGGACUGAUGCCGCCGGGGAAGCCGGUGAAGAAGGAGAUUUCGGCGGAUGAGAGAAGGAAGGAGGAGGAGGAGUUGCAGAAGGCGUUGGCGUUGAGUGUGCAGGAUAGUAAAGGGGCGGGAGGGAGUCAGCAGCAGGUGAAUGGGGGGAAGGAGGAGGAUGGAGGGGUGGGGAUGGGUGAGGGGCAGGGUGGAGCACAGCAGCAGCAGCAGACGCAGCAGGGGACGACGGCCGCGACGGUGAGUCGGGUGCGGGCGCUGUAUGAUUUCACGCCGUCCGAGGCGGGGGAGCUGGCGUUCAGAAAGGGGGAUGUGAUUGCCGUUUUGGAGUCUGUCUACAAAGAUUGGUGGAAGGGGAGUCUGCGAGGGAGCACGGGGAUUUUCCCGCUUAAUUACGUGGAGAAGCUGCAGGACCCGACGAAAGAGGAGUUGGAGCGGGAAGCGCAUAUGGAGGGUGAAGUGUUUGGGGAGAUCAAGAAUGUGGAGAAGUUGUUGAGUUUGUUGAGUGUGAGGAGUGAAGGCGGGGGCGCGAGGAGGGGGGAGAGGGAGGAGGAGGAGAUUAAUGAGUUGUAUCAGCGGACGUUGAAUAUUCGGCCGAAGUUGAUUGAGUUGAUUGGGAAGUAUUCGCAGAAGAAGGACGACUUCACAUCAUUGAACGAAAAGUUCAUCAAGGCUCGACGGGACUACGAAGCACUACUGGAAUCCUCCAUGUCACAGCCGCAAUACCAACAGCAAUACCCCGUCCGCCAGCGACCUUCCAACCAACAAAUGUACCCUCCCCAACAACAACCCAGCUACCCACCUCAAGCCCCACCCUCCGCACAAGGCUACUCCCCACAAGCCCCUCCGUCAUCCGCAGGCUACCCGCCGCAACAACCCUACGCCGCGCAAAGCCAACCCCACCUCCCGCCCCAACCGGACGUCCAACGCUUCUACUCCCCCGCUCCUUCGGAACCUCCGUCAAACCAACAACAGCAACCGGGCUACGGAAGCCCUUACCCCCAACAACACGCUCCCGUGCAGCCCUCGAACGGGCCCGCGCCCUUCCACUUCAUCCCCGGCGGCCUCCAACAAGCCGCCCCUCCUACCCAACAACAACAACCACAACCCGCGGAGCACCAAAUCCGCCGCAAGCCUUCCCCCCAAGCUCCAAUCUCCGCCGGCCCCAGGCCCGCGCCCAGCGACCCUUACGCCACGCCUACACCACAUCCUGCAGGUCCCGGUCAGCAGUUUGCGGGGCAAGUGAGGCCUAACAGCAUCCACACGCUCAAUAGCGGGAACCCGCAGGAGCUCGCGACGGGGGGAUACGAGAGUCCGGUGGAUGGGCGGCAUUCGUAUCCUUCUUCGCAGCAUCAGCAGGGCAUGGGGAUGGGGGGGUUUGGCCAGGUGCCGGGGCCGUACGAGACGUACCCGCCUCAGCAACAGCAGCAAUCCUACCCGCCCCAGCAGGCGGGGUAUCAACAGCAGCGGAGCGAUAGGGAUGGUCUGCCCUCUGCGAGGCAGAGGACGGAGAGUUUUGAGUCGCCGAGUAGUGUUUACUCUGGGCAGCAAGGACAGGGAUGGGGCGAGCAGACUGGAGGGAUGCCGCAGCAGCAGCAGCAGGCGUAUCAGGCGUAUCAACCGCAGCCCCCGCAGGUACAGCAGGUGGAGGGGCAGAGGUUGCCUAGUGGUGGUAGUCAGGGCGGAGAUCCGGGGGAUUUUUAUCGGUAG
Messenger RNA from Saxophila tyrrhenica, 2133 nucleotides. It is a transcript of the gene HSE1, whose product is annotated as ESCRT-0 subunit protein hse1. Gene Ontology annotation, molecular function: ubiquitin binding; phosphatidylinositol binding. The record is from RefSeq and is a predicted model, not a curated record. The coding region runs from base 1 to 2133 and encodes 710 amino acids. Gene Ontology annotation, biological process: protein transport to vacuole involved in ubiquitin-dependent protein catabolic process via the multivesicular body sorting pathway. Gene Ontology annotation, cellular component: ESCRT-0 complex. The transcript has 3 exons. NCBI's taxonomy places the organism in Eukaryota, Fungi, Ascomycota, Dothideomycetes, Mycosphaerellales, Extremaceae.